AUGCAUCAGCAACGAACCUGGAUGCGGCAUUGCAACGAGGUGCUAAUCACAAGUAAUGAAGAAUCCGAAAAUCUCGAAACGGUGAUGUUAAACAUACCCGCAGAUCAGCAUACCAAAUGGCAAGAGAUACGUAAGAGUCUUGUUUAUGCAUACAAUCAUCGCAUAAAUGAUGUUGAUUGGAUCUUGAAAGUCGAAACUCACACAGUCACUGCGCUACAAAAUCCUUUUAGAUUAAUUAUAAAAGAUCUGCAAAUAGCUGACGAGGAUAUAUAUCUAUGUGAUACGACAUUUUUUAUACCAGUUGAAACGUGUGAUAAUUUCAAUGGCUACCGUGUAGAAUUGAAUGUCUUAGUGCCACCUACGGAAGUUGUGAUAUUGGAUGAGAAAGGCGAUCGCCUUGAGAAUGGCACGAUUGUUGGACCCAUGGAAGAGCGUCAAACACUUAAAGCAACAUGUGUUGUACGCAAUACUCGACCUCAACCAGUUGUUGGCUGGUGGCGGGGAAAUAAACGCUUGACGACACAUUCCCCCUCCUAUGAUGAGAAGGAUGGUUUGUUCACAGCAACUUUAGAAUUAAAUUUGCAAUUAUCACGUGAAGAUUUAGGACAUGAUAUUGAGUGUCGUGUUGAGAGCGCUGCUGUUCCAAAUGCCAUCAAAAAUCAAUUUAGCGUGGAUAUGCAAGUGCGUCCCACUAGCAUAACAAUCAAUGGAGUUGAACAUCAUACGGUACAGGGCAGCAAAGUAGUGUUGACAUGUGACAUUCAUGGUGCUCGCCCACCAGUUAAUCUAACUUGGUACAAUUCAACAGGAACAAUAAGCCCUGAAGAAAAUGAUUUAACCGAAAUCAGAACUAAAGCAUUUGAAAAAGAUGAUGGCACCUAUCACACGCAAUCUGAGCUUAUCUUCAAUGCGACACGUUUCGAAAAUGACAGGAUAUUCCGCUGCGAUGCCGAAAAUGUGGUGUUGCAGAUAAACCGCGAAAAACCGUUCACAGCUUCGCUGACAUUGGAGGUGUUAUACCCCCCAGUUGUUAAAGUAAGCCCACCAGAGAUAACAGUCAACACAAGCGAUACUGUACUGCUUAAUUGCGAGUAUGUGGCAAAUCCGGCAUCCCUCACCAAAGUUGUUUGGUAUCGCAAUAGUGAUGUGGUAAAUGUCAAUGAUACGGAUCGUUAUGAAGGUGGUAAUUCUGAAAAUGUCGCCCUCGUAAUACGUUCAACUGACAAGGAGGAUAUCGGCAACUACACAUGUCAAUUAUCGAAUGCUAUUGGCAAAGGCGUCUCCGAACAGCAAAUCGAUUUGGAUGUGCAGUAUGUGCCAAUUGUUGAAGUGCUGAUGAUACCUGAGGGUCCCGUAAAGGAAAGUGAUGAAUCAAAUGUCACAUUGUAUUGUAAUAUAUUGGAGGCAAACCCAGCAACACUCACUAAAGUGCGUUGGUAUGCGAACUCAACAUUAUUGAAGGAAUUGCCAGACUGCGAGGAGACAAGGGAGGACUUAUGCCACAUUGAUCCCAGCAAACUGCUGCUUGAAAGUAUUGGAAGAGGCUUCUUCUACAAUUAUUCUUGUGAAGGUUACAAUGCUGCUGGCUGGGGUUCACGUAGUGAUGAUAAGGAACUAAUGGUGCACUAUGAGCCUGGUCCGGCAAAAUUGAUGCAUUUUCCUUUGAUUGCAGUGAAAAAGAAGAGUGUUACAUUCUCAUGUUCUGUUGAAGAUCCUGGUUAUCCAGAAUCAAAUAGAUUUCGUUGGUUGCGUGGUGGGCGCGGACCAUUACAGGACAUUGUUACCAAGGAUUGGACUGUCGAACCGGUCGGACUUGAUAGCCGCACCAACUAUUCAUGCUAUGCCUACAACGAUGGCGGCAAAGGUGUAAUGGCUACAGUAAAUUUAGAGGUGCAUGCACCGCCAUUUUUCAUUAAGAAUUUACCACCAUACACGGGCAUGCUGCAUUCAUCACCGCAUGCCAAUCUGACGUGCCGCAUUGAAUGUGUGCCACGCUGUGAGAUUUCCUGGUUGAAAGAUGGUGUCGCCAUUGAUAAGAAUGACACACGCUACUUUGUCAAAGAGAAAUACAUGGACGCCUCGCCGGCGACCGGCGAUUUUGAGAGCAUGCUGUCAGUGUUGCACUUCAAUAUGUCAAAUUGGCCAAAUAAAAAAUUCGACAUCGAAGCGGAUAACGCCAAUUACACGUGUGUGUCAACUGGGAACACAGUGGGAGCUGGCAUUAAGAGUGCGACCUACUUUAGUAUCGAAUAUGCGCCUGACAAUACCACCGUAUCGGAAGAAGUCGUUUAUGUGCAAGAGGAUACAAUACCAGGACGUGUCAUAUGCAAAUCGAGAGCUAAUCCGGAACCCUCGUAUGAGUGGCGUUUCAAUAAUAAAACUGUCAUACGUGGUAAUGCUUUGAUCAUCAAUACGCCAAUGGCACGCAACGAUACUGGGCGGUACACUUGCCUGGCAUUUAAUAAGCACGGACGCAGCACGGCUGAAACCUCCAUUGAUGUGCAGUUUAAGCCACGUUGCGAAAUUGAAAGGCGAGAGAUCGAUGACCAGGACACACUAAUUUGCACAGCAUUCGGAAAUCCUGAAGAGGCGGAUUUUUCAUGGUCAAUUAAAGCUGAAAAUGAGACUGUCGAACAACUCGGCAGCGGUAAGAGCAAAACAGAGAAGGAUAAGAGCUUUUACGUACUGGAGCGGGAUUAUGCAAUUGCACGCACUUAUCGUUGUGUGGCCAAUAAUACCGCUGGAGCGGGACCAUUUUGUGAAAUUGAAGUUGCUGAACAAUUAGCUUGGUGGCAACGUUGGGAUAAGACGACACUAAUCAUUAUAUUGGUUUCGAUAUUUGCUCUACUCUUAGCCGUUGUCAUCAUUUGCUGCAUAAUCAUAUGCAUAUGCCGACGCCGAAGACGUCAGGAUAAAUAUCACACGGAUAUAACCAUUAGCGCUACACAAAGCGUGCUUUCAUAUCAGCCGACAGUGCCACAAGUGGGUGUGGCCGUGCCAGUACCAAUACAAGAAGUCAAAUUACAGCCAACUAAUCCUCCGUCAACAUCACUAUUAGCACCACAAUUGCCUGAGCAAAAAUUAAUUGUUUCACCCACAAAACUCACUAAUCCCACAAAUAACAGCACAACCAAUACCAACACAACUACGCCCGCCACCACACCCAACUUAAACGUUAAACAUAGUCAGGCGCCCAAGUCGCCACCACGUUGGCCGCUACGUCCCGGUGUUAUGGUGCACGUCAGCAGUGACACAAAAGAAAAUUUAGCGGUCAAUCGCAUGACACUGAAACCCAACACAACAUCAGCAUUAGCAUUCCAGCAUGUGAAUGAUAGCACACUGUCAUCAUCUUUGUUCAAUGCUUCAUCAUCUACCUCCAUACUUAAUAAUACACCAAGCACAGCACAAACUUCGCUGCAAAAUGCAUCCACACAAACGCAAACAGCAACGCUGGGACGCAUAAAUACAAGAAGUAGAAGUGUGGAUCGCAGUGUUGGUGGCACACAAAAUAGUGCAUGUCAGACGUUGCCGCAUAGAACCUCACCACCAAAGAAUAUAAGCGGUAUAGUUAAUACAAGUAAUCAAAUUUUAACAGUUGGUAAUAUGCAGCGUGCUGCUGCUGAGGAGAGGCUGCAUUUGACAGUAUCACCAACGCCUUUAACAGCUGCUGUAUCGAGAAGAAGUACAGUUCUGCCAACCACAAUAGCAACAACAGCAACCACAAGUGAAUCGACGCCUUUUAGUACGCAACAAAGUGAGACUGUUGGCGCAAGAACCAACACAGACGAAAUACAAGCUGACACUCUGCCAGAAAUUGAAUCGGAAACUAUCGUUCAAGCACCAAAUAAGUCCACCAAAGUCACACAAAGCAAUUUACAGCGAGUGGAAACGUUUUUUGUCAAUAUUUUCAGACGCACAAAGCGCACGGAUACAACGCGCGACAGUCAACGUAGUCAUGUGGGCUUAUUAGGCGGUGUCCUUAGUGGCGCUAAAGUCUUCUGGAAACGCAACGAAAGCGAUGACAAUUCACCAUUCUCCGCACAACAUCGCCUCAAAGGCAUACGUAGCAGUGGCAGCGUCACUUAUAAAAAGACGCCUGUACUCACGCAACACAACGCUAACGAUAAUGUAAAUAAUAAUAAUGACACGCCUCUAAAUGCUAGUAGUAAUGAAAAAAGUAAUGCUAUUAUUAACACCAAUACCGCCUCAGUGCCAACGGAAAUUGCAGCAACAGUCGCGAUCGCCUCACCCAGCAAUACCCUAUCACGUGCCUCUGUGACAUUUCAAACGCCUUCAUUAAUCAAGGCUACAACAUCACAAACUCAGAGCCAGCCUCAAACUCCAACUCCAACUCUAACUCAGACCCAAGCUCAAAUUCAAACUCAUACACAAAUACAAACACACACUACACCCACAAUGGCGCCCUACAGCGCGACUACCCGCAGCACUGGCAAAUGGAGCGCGACGAAGAACCAACAACGCGGCAUAUUGAAGAGCCCGAUUCCACCACCGCGUCCGCCGCCGCCAUUUCAUACAGCUCCUCCGCCAUUACAGAAACGCAAAGUCUCUACCGUAGCUCCAACAAAAGUCGAACGAGUACAAAUAAACGAAAAGUCAUCUUCACUGGGGGAUCCAUUGACGGAACCUGGCGAGUAUGAGAAUCUACCAUUUCAUGGUCUGCAAACGGCUCCUAAUAAGUUCUCUACGACUUCUACAAAUUUUAAUAACAACACAAAUGUGGUGCGCGUCGCUCCACGACCCAAGAGACUAAAUGGAAAUAUCAGCCAAGUAACGCAUGUACAACAUCAACAAGAAUACUACGACCAAGAACAGCAGCUACAAUAUCAGCAUCAGCAUCAACAACAACAGCUUCAACAUCAACAUCAGCAACAACAACAACAACAACAGCAACAGUACAACACCAUGCAAUAUGGACGCAAUCAGCAACUGACGCAGACCAUGAAUUCUCAACACAUAAUGGGUAAUGGCAACAAUGCUAACAACAAAGCCAUACACCAUUUACAAGAUGGAGCCACAACAGUUCCACACACAAACCCACAUCAAAUUACCUACAAUUUAAAUAAUUGCUUCCCAAAAAGCUACACCGAGUAUUACCAUCAGCAACAGCAGCAGAAGUUUAAUUCAAAUUCAGCAUCAAAUGCACAACUAUUGAACGCAAUCGAACAUGACUACCCCGCCUAUGCGGUCGUAGAACGUAACACUGUCGCCAAUAACUCGUUGGCAGCUAACACAAAUCCCUUCCUGGCCAUUACAAAUUUUAAGAAAUAUGACACCGACAUCAACGACGGUGCCGGCGGCGGCACGUACGCAACUGGAGCCGACGGUGCUAUUAUAUCGGCAACAGGUUCCAUGCAUCGCAAUAAGCGUAAACACCUGCUCGACAAAUGUACCGAAGAUAAGAAGUUUUAUUCAUUGAAAUUUACCGGCGGCAAAAAUAAGCACUCAGCAAACAAGCCGCCUACAGUAUUCGGCUUAAAUGCCUCCAUGAUUACUGGUUCCACCACGCCAUCGACUGCAAUGGGAAAUGCGAAAUGCAAACGACAUCAUUCCUUUGCUGGUGGUAGCAUUGGCGAUAUUGAUUCUCAAGGUUCGUCAGUGCAACAACAGCAGCAGCAGGCAAUAGGCCAUAACAGCUUAUUGCCACCUAUAGCUAAGUCCGCAAUGCGUUUCUAUGAUCCGCCCGUAUAUGAGAAUCUCAGCGAUUCGGUACAAAUACACGAGUGUGAGAUAGAACCGCAUCCGCAGCCCGGUAGUAGUAGCACAACCAAUGCACAACACCAACAACAAAAAUCUGGUACAACUGGCACUGCUACCGUUUUGCUGCAUCCACAGCCAAAUUCACAUGCUGCUGGUCACACGAGCCAAAAGAAAAAACAUCACCAUCGCCAACACCAGCAAAAGGAUGAUUUCAAUCUAAUCGAACCAGAACGUUUGAGCAUUUAUCGCAGUGAUUCAGGCAUUUCCAAUAGUUCAUACGAAGCUGUAACGCCCUUGGCAGGUGGUAAUACUGCACGCAACAACAAUAUCAACGGCACACCAGCACCCAAAACACCGAAGUCAGUUAAGUCCAAUAAAAAUAGUCUACCAAAUGCUUUGCCGAUGGGAAGUCAAAAGAAAACUACUCGUUUAGCUAGUAAUGCAGCCACGCCGCUCUACAUGAACGUUGAUGGUCAGUCACAAACUCAAUUGGAACGUGCCUCUUCACCUGUUUCAACAUUGGUUAAUUCUUCCUACGAAUCGGCAUCUUCAUCGCAAAAUGAUGGCACUGGCGCUUGUUCAACUGAUCCCACAUCAAUUUCGUCCUGCAAUUCGCUGUACAGCAGUGGAACAGGCACCAUUAUUGGUGGCGGAAUUGCUGUCAGCAGAACUACUGCGGCAGCAGCACGUUGCAAUCGACAUCAGAAACCUGCAGAUAUAACAACACCUGAAGAAUUCGAGCAAUAUCAGUUAGGGCAUCAUGCACACUCCUCGUCAUCUUUAUCGGUGGCGAGCAAUGCCAGUGCCAGUGGACGUAAAUGCAAAAAGCGCGCAAAUGUGAUGAAUGUAGGAGUAAGCGGAGCAGGAUUAAAUGAGUCAACAAUAGCAAAUACUAAUCCAUUUCUAGCAACAAAAUAUACGACAAGCGCCCACACCUCCGCCCACGGGAUUAUCAACCUCGCGAAACUACGACGAAAGACUAUCAGCGACCCCUACGCACAUAUCAAGUAUAUCACCGACAACAGCGUCAGCAACAGCGAAACAUACAAUUAUUGCACCAAAUCCGCGUACAUUGCACAGACAGCAGCAGCAGCAACAGCAACAUCAACAUCAACAGCAACAACAACAUCUAAAUCACAACAACAGCAGCAACAGCAAAUUAGCUUACAACAAUGCAACAUCAAUAAUGCCAACAAUCUUAUCUACCAACAGCACAACAAGCAAUCUUAUUACCAACAACGCAAUCAACAACAAAUGUUAAUGCCAAACGAAGCUGCUGAUGAUGACAACAACAACAACAACAACGAUGACGACAACGACGACGACGAUGAAGUGCCAUUGCAACAAUGCGGAUUAGGGCAAGCAAAUGAGAAAUUAAAAUUGCCAACAAGGCAAAGGAUAUCAAACGUCAUAAAUAUGCAAACAUAUGCAGUAACAAAACUAAAUGAACAACAUGAACAACAGGAACAACAACUAACAACAAAACUACCAACAACGGCAGCAAUUGAUGCAACUAUUGAUGUUGCAAGUGAUGAUGUCACCGCUGUUGAUACAAAUGCAGCUGUUGCAGCUGGAUUUGUGGGGCGACCAAUAAGAUUGCCACUACGAAAAUAUCACAGCUUUCAUUUUCAGCCAUCGCAGACAGUUGCUGGCAUACGACUUUGCAAAUUGCAGCAAUUACGUAUGGAAAUGCAGUAUCAACAACAACUGCACGAACUGCAGCUGCAAUUGCAACAACAGCAGAAACAACAUCAAUUGGAACAACAGUUGCUGAGAAUGUAUGUACCACCAGUUAAACCACCAAAACAUUUUGCCCAUCUGGGCCCACUGGUGUUUCAGCCAUUCACACUGAACGAGAACCGCGCCUUCAAACCUAUAUCACCGGUAACAGGAAAUGCUACUGCAUGUACUGACACAACUGCAGCAACAGAAGCAGCGACAAUAGUCGUCAGUGAUGAAGUACAAGCAAAUAAAUUAAAUGCAAACAUAGACACAAACUACUCCGUUGGCGAUAGCAUCGUUGAUGAUGUUGAGUAUACCAGCAAGUUGGACGAAAAUAAAGUCAAUACCGUGCAAGAAGUAGAAGAAGUGGAAGAAACAGAAGUCGAUGAAGAAAAAUUUGAAAUGAGCGAAGAAUUUUCCGAUGAAAUUAAGCGUAUAACGAACGUUGCAGACAACGCCAACAAUUUGUACGCAUACACUGCAAAUCGCCGUAAUCCUGCUGCAUCCUUGGAAGCUUUAGAAGCAUUAACCAAAUGUGAUCCAGCAUUCAUAAACGCCAGCAGACCAGGAAAUCGUCAAAAUUUACAUACACAAAUACCAUUUGCUGCCAGAGACGAAAGCACCACACCACAAUUGUUAGCCAAGCUGCGUACACAACUGGAAGGAAGCCAAAAUGCGGGUAUGACAAGUGCAUGUCAAACAAGUACUGCGACUGCUGAUGCAAUAGCUGAAGACGACGAUGAAGACUUAGGUUACUCUUACUGCGAGGAAGUUGUAACAGAUGAUGACGAUGAAACACUUACAGGAGACUCAUCGCCGAAUCCAACAAUCAUACUAAGCGCGGAUAGAAACGGCGGCGGGCAGGUUAAGUAUAUAAUGCAGCAUAGUUCGCGAGAAGUGCACAUUCCUUUGGGUGCAGCAAACUUUGAUGAUGAACUGAUUUAUGCCGAUCUCGAAAGUCAGCACUACGGUCCAAUUAAUUAUAAAGCAGCUUCUAUCUAUGCACAAGUCAAGAAAAACAAGCAAAGUGGCGCUUUAGUAGAAACCAAAAAUUAAACUUAAAUCUAUCAAGUUUAGUUAGUUUAAUCGAAUACCACCAAACUUACCACUAGUCAAGCUUGUGUAAAAUAGUGGGAAAAUAUUUAAAUCGUGCAUUUCAAAAUAUUUUUAUAAGUUAGAUGCCUUUGACAAAAUUGAGCAACAGUUUAGUCCCAGUCAAGGAAUUACUGGAACUAAUCAUUUUUAUGCUAUAAUUUUUUUUCAAUAAAUUUUUAAUU
Molecule: messenger RNA, 8717 nt
Organism: Teleopsis dalmanni
Lineage: Eukaryota; Metazoa; Arthropoda; Insecta; Diptera; Diopsidae
Exons: 26
Coding region: 1-8496 (2831 amino acids)
Source: RefSeq, a predicted model, not a curated record